AACCAAAGUGCAGAUUUCUUAGCUAUGGUAGCGAUUAUUGAUCUUCCAGCCGUGGUGAUUCAAAAAAUAUGCGAUUUUUUGUCAAUUGAUGAUGUUAUUUCUAUGACUGGUUCAUGCGAUGCAAUCGCCAAGUCAAUAAAUCAAAAAUCUUUUUGGUUAAGACGUCUUUCCAGAAACAACAAUGGGGAAUACUCUUGUAUUCCAGGAAAGCAAAUUAAUUGGAAGGAUGUUUGCAUUGCUCAUGAAACCAUUGAGCGUUGGUUCUCGGGUGACUCUAGUAACCUUAUGCAUCUAACAGGUCGACACUACACCGCCCAUUGCAUCGAUGCAAUACAGAUACUGAAACCUCCAAAUCAAAACCUAUUUGCAGUUGGAGAUCGCGGUGGAACUCUUUCACUAUUGUCCCUCAAGUCCCUUCUUGGCGAAGAGGAACCCAAGCCCAUAUACACUGAUGCUCAAGCACACAAUGGCUGGAUUUGGACUAUUUCUAGUGACAGUAAUGUGAUAGCCACUGGUUCAUGGGAUCGUCAUUUGCGGGUGUGGACGAUGGACAAUGCGACUGUGGAUCUGCUUUCUCAGUACAGAAUGAACUCCGUGGUUCUCUGUUCCGAUUUUGUCGAUCCAAAUCUCGUAGCCAUUGGGACAUUCCACAGGGAACUGGCAGUUUUUGAUUUUCGAGCGCCAAGUCAGCAUUCCGCCCUCUCAAACACUUAUCACCAGGGCACAAUUCUUUGUCUCAAAUCUCUCUACGGGCUUUACAGUGAUAUGGAAAGUCGCCUGUCUAGUGGGUUCCCUUCUACCACCACGCUAGACUUCAGUGAUGCAGAUUCCAUGAUUUCCACUAUGGGUGAUGUCAGCAUACACGAACCUUCAGUAAAUAACAGUUUGGAAGCGCGGAGUUCGCUCUCUUCGGUGGUUUCCGCUGGCGAUGCGGAUGUUUUGCCACCGCCGUCGCAAAAUGUUGCCUUCUAUAGCGGUUGUAAAGGUGGAAUACUGGCAGCAUGGGACCUCCGCAAAUUCAGCAAACCUAUUGGUGAACAUAAGGUAUUUGAGGCCAAGGUUUUUACUUAUUUACAUAUUAGUAGGAGGCAAUUUCGAGACGUUUUUAAUGUUUGGGAAAAAUUCUUCAUCUUCGAGUCACUAAUGUCUCCCACAUCUGAUCCAAAUUAUCGGUUGUAA
This is a messenger RNA of Hydatigera taeniaeformis, 1179 nucleotides long. The record is from the annotation of a GenBank genome assembly. Lineage: Eukaryota; Metazoa; Platyhelminthes; Cestoda; Cyclophyllidea; Taeniidae.